Messenger RNA from Microthlaspi erraticum, 1758 nucleotides. The record is from the annotation of a GenBank genome assembly. NCBI's taxonomy places the organism in Eukaryota, Viridiplantae, Streptophyta, Magnoliopsida, Brassicales, Brassicaceae.
AUGGUGAUUCUGCAAAUUCAACAGCUCAAUGGGUUCGUUAACUACGCUUCAAGGGCUCGGACUAACCGAGGAAGAGGGAGAGCUUCGACGACAGUGUGCGUUCAAACACAAGUGGCUCCCUCUAAAACACAGAGGAUAAUGGAGAACAUUUCAGUUGGUGGAGAAGCAGGAGGUGCUGGUGGUGCUUACUCUUACAAUGCCUUAAAGAGACUUGACAAUAUUUGGUCCAACAUAUGCACUCAACCAAAAGGACCGCAAGAAACUAAGCAAAUAGUUUCCAGGGUUUCUGGUUUUUCUCAAGACUAUGGUAUUGGGAAUAAUCUCGUUGGAACAUUUGACAUUGCGGUUUGUGGGGGUACUUUAGGGAUCUUCCUCGCCACCGCUUUAUGUACCAAGGGUUUAAGAGUUGCUGUGGUGGAGAGAAAUGCAAUCAAAGGGAGAGAUCAAGAAUGGAAUAUCUCAAGAAAAGAAAUGAAAGAGCUGGUUGAAGUUGGAGUUUUGACUGAAGAUGAGAUCGAAGAAGUAAUUGCUGCAAAAUUCAAUCCGAACAGAUGUGGAUUUGAGAAUCUUGGUGAUAUAUGGGUUGAAGAUAUUCUUAACCUCGGCGUUUCCCCAGCCAAACUUGUGGAGACUGUGAAACGACGUUUCAUCUCUCUUGGUGGAGUCAUUUUAGAAGACUGCAGCCUCUCGAGCAUCCUUAUUUACGAUGAUUUAGCUGUUCUGGAACUUUCUAAAGGUGACAUAUUAUCUUCUCGUCUAGUCAUCGAUGCAAUGGGAAAUUUUUCUCCUAUUCUGAAGCAGAUUAAACGUGGUAGAAAGCCAGAUGGGAUGUGCCUUGUGGUUGGAUCUUGUGCUCAUGGGUUUAAAGAGAACUCAAGGAGCGAUGUCAUUUAUAGUAGCUCAACGGUGAGCAAAGUUGCAGAUUCCAAUGUACAACUCUUUUGGGAGGCCUUCCCGGCUGGUUCUGGUCCAUUAGACCGCACUACUUACAUGUUCACUUACACUGAACCGAAAUCAACAUCUCCGAGUUUAGAGGAUUUACUUGAAGAAUACUGGAAACUGAUGCCAAAAUACCAAGGAGUCUCUCUUGACGAAUUGGAAAUACUGAGAGUUGUAUACGGAAUCUUUCCUACAUACCAAAAUAGUCCACUGCAAGCCGCAUUUGAUCGUGUUCUACAGUUUGGUGAUGCUAGUGGUAUUCAGUCACCUGUUUCAUUUGGAGGGUUUGGAAGUUUGACCAGACACCUUGGAAGAUUGUCCAAUGGAAUCUUUGAGGCAAUAGAUGGAGAUUUACUGGACUCGGAGAGCUUAUCAAAGCUAAAUCCUUACAUGCCAAACUUGAGCGCAUCAUGGCUGUUUCAAAGAGCAAUGUCUGCGAAGCAACAACCCGAUGUUUCCCCUAGCUUCAUCAACGAGCUUCUCCAUGUGAAUUUCAAUUGCAUGCAGAGAUUGGGAGAUCCGGUUCUCAGACCAUUUCUUCAGGAUAUAAUACAGUUUGGUCCUCUAGCAAAGACCUUAGGCCUUGUCAUGCUGACCAAACCUCAGAUCAUUCCAUCGAUAUUCAGACAGGUUGGGAUACCUGUUCUGCUUGAUUGGUUAGUCCAUUUUUUCAUGCUGGGCUUGUAUACGUUCCUCUCUGCAUACAUCGAUCCAGUAAUAAGGCCUUAUUUGGAAGAGUUUCCAUUAGAGACGAAGUUCCAGUGGAAGAGACGUCUUGAGGCCUGGAAAUAUGGAGCUGGCCUCGAUUACGAGUUGUGA